Molecule: messenger RNA, 3711 nt
Organism: Elgaria multicarinata webbii
Lineage: Eukaryota; Metazoa; Chordata; Lepidosauria; Squamata; Anguidae
Gene: TDRD7
Product: tudor domain containing 7
Exons: 17
Coding region: 276-3536 (1086 amino acids)
Biological process (GO): piRNA processing; spermatogenesis; P granule organization
Cellular component (GO): P granule
Source: RefSeq, a predicted model, not a curated record
AAGGGAAGUGCUGCCCAGGGUAAAAUAGAGACAGAUUAGAACAGGAGUAGGUAGGCAACCUUUUGGGGCUCUGGACACAUUUGGCAGUUUGACCUGGGCACCACCACAGAAUGACUGCAAUGGCAUGUAUGGCAAAGGACAAGUAACCUGCUGAAAAGGCUGAGUGCAAGGCAGAGGUGGGGUCUGAGCUCCAGCUCAUUAUUUAAUUUCUUCGAACCCUCAGUUUUCCUCACCAACAGAAACCUUUUUCACAGGCAUCCCAGCUGCCGGUGAAAAUGCAGGAAGCGGAUCUAGUAGCAAAAAUGCUUCGAGCUGUUCUCCAGUCCCAUAAAAAUGGAGUGCCCUUUUCCCAUUUGCAAGAAGAAUAUAAAUCUUUAACUGGAGACUGGAUUCCCUUUAAGAAGCUUGGACAGCCUACCCUCGAAGGAUAUAUAAAGAGCAUCCCUGGAUUUGUUAGGAUUGAAAUUAGUAAAACUGGUGAGGUGAUUUGCCAUGCUGCCGUUUGCCAAGAGACGGCAGGGAUCGCUCAGCUUGUGGCCUGCCAGAGAAAUUCCAGAAGAAAAUCAAGCCGCCAAGUAAACUGCAAGAUGAGGCUGAAAAAAACUGAUUCACCCUUUUCAGUAGGCAAGCCAAAGGGUACUCUGAGGAAGCCAGGAUUCAUGGAUUUUGCCGAGGAAAGCAGGAGGCCCACACUCCCCCUGCUAAGAAGCAAAGGAAGCUACGCAGUUGUUAGACCUAGCAUGAACACUUCACCAUACCCUCUGUCCGCAGAAUUUGGGAUGGCUGUACCUAAAGAAGUCUUAAUACAAGGGCACAUGACUGUGAUGAACAGGCCUGAGAGAAGAUUAGUGCUUCCACCACGGUUUCAGAAAGAGCUUCAAGUUCACCUGUCAAAAAAUCUGCCUUUGAACUUGAAUGAAAAUGUGAAAGAAACAAGACAAUGUAUGCAACCUCUCCUUCCUUAUCCUUCAAAUACCGAUAUAAAUGAGAUUCAGAAACGAAUUAAAGAGAUUGUAAAUCGAUUCAGCAAUGGAAUAUGGCUAUCGAAGAUACCACAUUUGUACAGAGAGGCAUAUGAAGAGGACUUUAAUGCAGCCUUGCUCACACAGUUUGAAUACUGGCCUCAUGUUUGUGUGGCAGAAAAGGUAUGUUCUGGUGGCCUAAGGGAUGUACUACUGUACCCUGCUGGAAAAACACGUCAUUCAGUAAAGGAUGUCUCAAGCCAAGAAGGAAAGCCUCAGCCCCAACUAAUAAGACAGACUGCAGACACCACAACAGCCGCACCCCCUGGGGACCUCAAGCAGAACAUUGCUGCUAUCUUGUUAAAAUAUUCCAGUGGCCUUUGGGCUAAUGCUCUCCCAAAGGUGUAUGAAAACACAUACAAAGCAACAUUGCCUCAGGAUCUUCUGAACAAUCUUGACUCGCUCUCGGAUAUAUGUACAGUGGAUUACAUCUCGGGUAACCCCCAAAAGGCGAUACUCUAUGCAAAGUCGAAAGAGCACACUGAUGAGAACCUGAAUGUUAGUGGCAAAGUCCACAUACGUGGAGAUCUACAGAGACCAGCUGAGCAGCAGUCCACUAUGAUAAUGCAGGAAUCCCAGGAGGAGUAUUUCGAAAAUAUAACAGUACCUCCUUUAAUUAUCCCAGCAGAAACAUCACCAUCUAUGUUGGUAGUUGAACUGAGCUCCACAAAUGAAGUUGUUGUCAGAUAUGUGGGCAAAGACUAUUCUGCUGCCCAGGAAUUAAUGGAAGAUGAGAUGAAGGAUUGGUACAGUCGGAACCGCUCGGUUUUGCAAAUACAGUCUCCUAAGGUUGGACAAGUUGUUGCUGUGCCUGCAGAAGAGGAGGCCUGGCUGCGGGCACAGAUUGUUUCAACAGAAGGCAGCCGAAUAAAGGUAUGCUACGUUGAUUAUGGCUUUAGUGAAAUCAUUGAAAAUACCAGAGUGUACAAACUUGACAAACAUUUCUAUUCGCUGCCAUUCCAGGCUUCAAAAUGUAAACUAGCAGGAUUAGAAGCCUUCAGCAAUGACCCCGUCUUGGUGAAGAUGGUGGAGUCUCAAACCUGUGGCAAGAUAUUUGCUGUUGAAAUACUAGAGAAAAGUGACAUUCCCCUUGUCGUCCUAUAUGAUACUUCAGGAGAGGAUGACAUCAACAUAAAUGCUGCUUGCUUGAAGGCACUUUGUGACAAAUCCCUUGAGCUUCAUCUUCAGGUAGGCGCCCUCUUUACAAAUGUCCGAGUAACCAAUGUUUGCUCGGAUGGAACUUUAUACUGCCAAGUACCAUCAAAGGGCCUGACCAAGCUAUCUGAAGUUUUGCAGAAACUGGAGAACUACUUCCACCACAAGCAGGUAACAGAGUAUUCGGUGUCGUUACCUUAUUGUGGCAUGAUCUGUCUGUUAAACUGUAAAGGAAAAUGGUCACGUGUGGAGAUAACAAGUGUUCAUAGUAGCCGAGCUCUUGAUGUACAAUUUAUGGAUACUGGAACUGUAGCGUCUGUAAAAGUAGUAGAACUGAGAGAGAUUCCCUCAACAUUCCUGCGUGAAAUCAUUGCACUACCACCUCAGGCAAUAAAAUGCUGUUUGGCUGAUCUUCCUCUUAAUAUCGGCAUGUGGACUCCAGAUGCUGUACUUUGGCUAAGAGAUACGGUGCUAAAUUGUCCUAACUGCAGCAUAAAGGUUGUUAAACUGGAUGACAGGAUUGCACACAUCUAUUUAUUUACACCAAAGAAUUUCCCAGACCCGGACCGCAGUAUAAAUAGACAGAUCACUAAUGCGGACUUGUGGAAGCAUCAGAAGGACGUCUUCUUGAGCGUCUCUCCCAGCAGCUUGCCUGGAAAGGGGGAAACGGACUUACCGGAGCUGGCAAGAUUGGGUGUCAAGAGGGGUUCCACCAGUUCGGUUCCACGUACUCUGGAGCCGAGCAACACUGCCACAUCCUUGAGCAUGCCACCACCUUUGCCGUUGGCACCCCAGGAGCAAAUGGAUAUGUUUGUCUCGCUGGCCUGCCACCCUGGUUACUUUGUCCUCCAGCCUUGGCAAGAGAUGCACAAUUUAGAAGAAUUGGUGGAAGAGAUGCUGCUGUACUAUAGCACAGCAGAAGAAGGCGCUGUUGCUGUGGAAAAGAACAAACUCUAUGCUGCUAAAGUGAAAAAUAAGUGGCACAGAGUGCUAAUAAAAGGAAUGUUAGCAAAUGGGUUGGUGUCCGUGUAUGAGCUGGACUAUGGUAAACACGAGCUUGUCGGCAUCCAGAAUGUAAGACCUUUGCUGGACAGGUUCAGAAAACUUCCGUUUCAGGCUGUAAUAGCCCAGCUUGCGGGAAUAGAGCUGCAGCAGUGGUCAGAGGAGGCAUCUAUAGUCUUUCGAAACCACGUCGAGAAGAAGCCUCUGGUGGCACAAGUGCAAGCCGUGAUUGAUGGGGCUAAUCCGUGGGACCGAAAAGUAGUCGUCUACUUAGUCGACACAUCACAACCAGAUACUGAUAUUUGGAUUCAUGAUAUUAUGACCCAGUAUUGUAUGGAGAUUGCAAAGGCAAACUAAUCAUUUUUUAAUAAAUAAAUAAAUAAAUAAAUAAAUAAAUAAAUAGGUAAUUUCAGCAAUAAGAAUGCGAAUGUUAUCAUAGCUGUGACUAAAAAUUUUGGUUUACUUCUGAUUUUUGCACUGUUUAAUGCUAGAAUGUUAUCUAUAUAAAAAAAUAAAUACUUCAUUUAGCUUA